GUAAACCGACCAACGCGUGGACUACCGUGCGGUAGUAGCCAUAGUCGCUCGGAACCGUCAACAACACGAGGAUCCACAAGUGAGAAAAAAAAAGAUUAUGAUGAUGUGCUUAUCGACCGUGUACCGUUUGAUCUUCCUGCUGGCUGGAGUCACCGCGGCCGGCGUCGGCGAGGCCUGGCAAAUUACGCCGCAUGUGAAAUCCGUUUACAACGAUCAGUUGCGUCCUCGACUGGAUUCUUCGGCGUUCGAAGUUCGCACCGUGAGCGGAGUAGGUCGCUGGACUCCGUUCAACGAAUCGGAGAACGUUCGGAAGCAAGCGGAGAUCGCCGUAUCGAGUUCGGUGGAGUCGAAUGAUCCCGCGGACGUCGAAGAAACCGUUCGAGAGAACAAAAGCCUCGAGUACUUACGAAAAUUCUUAGACUCUUCUUCUUACAGCGAUGACGAAGUCGAAACGGUCCCUCUUCAAAAGAUAUUCAAGAAGACACUCAUGAUGAGAAUUCUUCACGCGAAUGACGCGAACGAAGACAACGACGAGAACGAGGUACGGAGAGGCACCGUACAGCGUACUCGCAGACAAGCGAACAACGAGACGAGCAUGGAGAAGAUAUCGACGGCGAAGAACGUCCGCGAGGUUCGCGUGGACUCGCCCGAGACAUGGUCGACCUCGGUCCAACCGAUCUCGGUUGAGUUUCGUCAGCAUAUCCCAUUGGAUCAGAUAAUACGGCAGCAACAGGAGGAAGAAGAGGCAGCUUCUCUGUCCGGUAGCUACCGCAGACAUCAGGCACCGCGAGCGGAUUUUAUCACGGGUCAGCAUCAUCGCCGAAGCUAUCCCGAAUAUCGCGAAUCCCGGGACAUGGUCAAGACCUACGACGACUACGACUACAUGUCGCCCUGGUACAGAAAUGCGAUUCGCGAGAGGGACUACGAGUACCCCUCGUAUCGUCGGGACUACGGUUACCAGUAUCCAGAUCGGUACAGAACGGAAAGGAACUAUUACAUGCGACUACCGAGCGAUUCGUAUUACUACGAUCGUUACGAUCGUUACCGGGACGACGACUUUGAUUUUUACGCGAGGAAUCGGCUCGCACCGAAACCUAGAAGAAUCAUCUAUUACGCCACGUUACCGGAAGUCGUGAGGAAACCGGUGGAUCUGAGAAAUCCCCGACCGCCAUAUGACGCGGGUAGGACGCCGGUCACGCGGGAAGGCACGUACAACAAACGAGUGCCCGGCAACGUUGAUCCCGGCAGAUAUCGUUACCAGUACGGCGGUUACGAUCCUUACGCGAAGAGAUCGAGUUAUUACGAUCGUCCGUACGUGCAUCCCGAGGACGACACGCGACGAGUUCGCGUGCCGACGAAGGAGAACUUUGUGAGAAACGACGAAUUCGGCGCGACCAACAACGAACGAAAAGUGAGCAAUCUCAUCACGAUCAGAGACGACGACAAUAAACUGCCCUGGCCGGUGCAGGUCGGCGCCGAGGUCAACAUCAAGGAGGACGAGAGGAUUCCCGGUCGAAAGAUCUACGGCGAACAAGCCAACAGCGGCUACGAGAGAUUCCAGAGCGCGCAGCUGCAGAAAGCGCCGGACGCCACGGGAUCCAGCGAACUGCAGAGUGAUAAUUAACAUUCGAUCGCCAUUUGCGUCUUUGGGUUUUCAAUGAUAAGAAAAUUCUAAUAAUUAUGUAAUACUAUAAUAAAGAAAAAACGAGAAAUAUGUAAAUCUAUUUCGAGGAAUUUCGCGUAACUGCUAAGAAAAGAGUUUUAAAAUAUUUAAAAAAUCACGAAGAAAAACUCGAACUUUUUGUAAAUUUAGAUAGUAAGUAUCUUCAGUCGCAGGGUCUGUGAAUCUUUGGAAAAGGAAGGUGGUAGGUCGAUGGGUAAUGGUUUUCUAUUCCUGCACACGCGUGUAACUACAUUACGUAUAUUUAUGUACAUUUUAAGUUUUAUAUUGACAAAGUAUAAUUAUACAUAUAUAUAUCUCUCUGCGAUAAUCAAAUUAAAUAAUUUAACUACUUGCCACACCAAACUCAGUUUCGAUUCUUCAAUUGAGAUAAAUUAAUUUUCACAAAAUGUAGAAUUUGCGUCAGUAAUGACUGAGCUCGUGUUAAUAUAUAUAGCGGAAAAAUAUAAAACUAUUAUAUUUUAUACUGUCAACAAUAAAGUUCUUCCAAUGGU
Molecule: messenger RNA, 2175 nt
Organism: Pseudomyrmex gracilis
Lineage: Eukaryota; Metazoa; Arthropoda; Insecta; Hymenoptera; Formicidae
Exons: 2
Coding region: 98-1624 (508 amino acids)
Source: RefSeq, a predicted model, not a curated record